AUGUGGGCCAAGGGGCUGUGGGCGCUGCUGGCCGCGCUGCGGGCGGGCUGGUGCCUGCUGCCGCAGGCCGGCUACCUGCACCCCGACGAAUUCUUCCAGUCGCCCGAGGUUAUGGCAGGAGAUAUUUUAAAUCUGCAAGUCUAUUAUCCUUGGGAAUUCCUUUCCACCUCUCCUUGCAGAACAGUUGUCUUCCCAUUAAUGACAUCUGGAGUUGCCUACUGGGUGAUCAAAUCUUUGCAGCAGCUGGACUUAUGUUCAAGUUGCAUCAACAGCUACACCCUUCUGGUAUCGCCUCGCCUUCUCUUUACAGUCUCUUCUUUCAUACUUGACUACAGUGCUUACCGCUUAGCGCCUUCCUGGGAAGCGGAUCCAUGGAAAGCGCUGCUGCUUCUUGCUGGAUCGUACGUCACUCUGGUGUUCUAUACAAGAACCUUUACCAACACACUUGAAGGACUUCUCUUUGCCAUUCUGAUGGUAUUGGUUUCCUCAAGGAAGUCCGAUGGCACCUUAGCGGCGCCUACAAGCGGCCCUCUUAUAGGUGUGAUAACGACCGCUGGGUUUUUCAACAGGCCAACCUUUCUGGCAUUUGCUCUAAUGCCCCUGCUUUACUGGGCAGGUUUAAUUGUUGCCUCUCAACAGAGCAUUAAAACUGUCAUAAACCACUUGUUGAAGCUUGUCCUAUGUGCAUGUUUUACUGCCGUUGUUUUUAUCACAGCCGACACCUUGUACUUUACUUCCAUGGGCUUAGACAAUCUCUCCAGCACUGGCAAGGGCAGCCUGUUUGAUGUGCUAGGUCAGUUAAGUGAGAAAACUAUAGUAACCCCUUUCAAUUUUAUCAGCUAUAAUCUUAAUCCUUAUAAUCUUGCUCUGCAUGGAAGUCACCCACGAGUCACGCAUUUUGCAGUCAAUGGAGUCAUGCUCUUUGGGAUCUUACAUAUUCUGGCCAUUGGUGCUGGUUUUAAAACAUUAAAGAAAUCUAUCCAGCAUUUACUAUGGGCCAGAUCACAUUGCCAGGGGUCAUCUGGGCUGUUGGUGCUUUCUGAGGGCAAUCCAACAUUACUGCUCUUUUAUUUUGUUCCUUUGGCAUUUCUCUCCCUGUUCAGCCACCAAGAACCUCGCUUUCUCAUUCCUCUCAUCUUGCCAUUGGUCUUGUUCAGCACGUCACAGAACAGAGCUGUGAAGUGGAAACAUGUCAUUGUUAUUUUCAAUGUUCUUGGGGCUUUUUUGUUUGGGUGCUUACACCAGGGAGGACUGAUUCCAUGUUUGUUUCACCUGGAGCAACUCGUGCAUUCUCCAGAGUCCUCAAACCAUCCAAGACACUAUACUCUACUCUUUGCUCACACCUACAUGCCUCCUAGGUCUCUGCUUAAUAUCAAGAAGAGAGACACAUAUAUAGAAGUCAUUGAUAUGGCUGGAUCUGCAGAAGAAACCCUCUGCCAGACAGUAGAGCAGCAAGCAAACAAUUUUACCUGCAAUGACUGUGAUGUUUUUGUCAUCAUUCCCGGUACGGUCAGAGCCACACUUACAGAAUGUGAUGUUUCAGUCAAGAACGAGACUUUGCUAUUUCCACACUUAUCAAUGGAAGACCCACCACAAAUAUCCUUGCUAUUCAGUGGGAACUGGAGAAGUCAGUUAGGACUAUACAUCCUUCAGCUAGACAGAAAUCACAACAGCCUUUAGGCUUUAGGAGAACGGUGGCUUUGUUUUUCACUUCACCUGGGUGCUGCCCAAAGGUGCUGCAAGACCACCUUCUUCACAGACCCAACUUCAGCACAAGCAGUGGCACUGGGAGCUCCUCUGAGUUUCCUUAUUCCCUCUCUUUAUGACCUUACACUCAUCCAGUAGAGCCAGUUCUGCAGAGAACCUGCUUAAAAUCUGAUGUCUUUAAUACAACCUUUGUCAUUUGCCUGAUGAGAGGAUGAAAUUGGGUCCCAUUUUAGCUCAUCUGUUGUUGAAAGUUCUUAGCCUCUUGAAAUUGUUGUGGAUUUUGUGUUUGCUGAUAGGAGGCAUUAAUGCAGGUGCCUGAGUGAAGUUACAGGACUAGACAAAAGCUCAUCUCACUCAAUGCUUUAUUUUAUGCUCUUAAAAAUACAGAGCCAUCUCUCAGUCAUUAGGCCGGACUGCAGGCACAAUGCAGGCACCAGCACUGUGAUUUUGUGUUGGGUGGCUGUGUCUUGAAAAAUCCCCAGCACUGAUCUGACAGAAUCUGAUUUAGGACACAGAAGAUGCUUCAGCAUAAGUACUUCUGCUAAAUCCUAAAAUCCAAGCUUUGCCUGUUUAGCUUUUAUCACAGCAGCUCCCUUCCUGAGGAUGUGUCACACGUGUAUUACAAGAGGAGCUUGAGAAUGUUGUGUUUUGAGGGCAUUAGACAUAUUUAUCAUUUAGCUCCUCGUUCAAGGAGCUGCACAGACAGCAAGCAGGGAACUCAUAGGGAUCUGAUCCUUUGGUUACAUUUGACCAGAUGGAUCUCUGAACAGCCUCACCAUAGGGUUAGAGAUCUAGGGGAGCAUGUGAGGAUCAGAGGGUGGAGCUGCAUCCCCUGUGCCCCCCUUUUCAGUAACCACUCCCCAGUAAAUCAGCUUAGUGAGAAUGACAGCUUGCAUCCUGGCUCUCUAUUGGAGAGCAGCCUGACCUUAAAGUGUGAUACAAAUUACCCUGACCUUCAGCUAAGAAUGAUGUUUAAGCUCAUAUACAGAACUCACUUGCUCUUGUAUGCUUAUAGCACAACUAACAAUUUUUGGGUUUGCCUGCUUGGACUUCUGGAUUCAAAACAGCUGGAGGUGCUAAUUUGGCACAUGCAUUGUAUGUCAAGCCCCUCUAUACAAUGAAUCCUGGCACUUGAAAUUCUUUUGCUUAGAAAGGCAGUAAUCCUUUUUGCAGUUCUUUCCCCCUCACAACUUUACACGAGGUCUUAUGAGGCAGUUUGUUAACACAGAUAAGAAUGGUGUAAGUUGCUGCCAGGCUCUGAAGGGAGGCUAGGAACAACCUGUUGGAAGGAUCUGCCCUCAUCUUUCAAACUAGGCUCUGGAUUUUUAAGGAACAGAACUCUUGCUCUCUUUUUGUGUUGUCUCUCCUUCAUGUUCAUCUCACAUCCUUCAUCCCUAAUCAUUGACAAGCCUGUAAAUUAAAGGUGCAUGUUGG
Dryobates pubescens (Downy woodpecker) is the source of this 3141-nucleotide messenger RNA. RefSeq names its product phosphatidylinositol glycan anchor biosynthesis class Z (gene PIGZ). Bases 1 to 1680 code for a protein of 559 amino acids. Gene Ontology annotation, biological process: GPI anchor biosynthetic process. The transcript has 2 exons. Lineage: Eukaryota; Metazoa; Chordata; Aves; Piciformes; Picidae. Gene Ontology annotation, cellular component: endoplasmic reticulum membrane. The record is from RefSeq and is a predicted model, not a curated record. Gene Ontology annotation, molecular function: alpha-1,2-mannosyltransferase activity.